Messenger RNA from Papaver somniferum (opium poppy), 1469 nucleotides. RefSeq lists its product as uncharacterized. Bases 175 to 1119 code for a protein of 314 amino acids. Lineage: Eukaryota; Viridiplantae; Streptophyta; Magnoliopsida; Ranunculales; Papaveraceae. The transcript is spliced from 8 exons. The record is from RefSeq and is a predicted model, not a curated record.
CAGGCUGUUGAAAAGUGAAACGCCACAUACAAUUUGGUGUUGGCAUUCGCUUUUUUAGGACUAUAUAAAUCAUGGCUGCAGCUCCAUUGAAUUCAUCAAAGUGGUGAAUCAAGACAGUACAAGGACUAACACAAACUUUGUUUUUGAUUUAAUCUGUGAAGGUUCUUUAAGAAAAUGGAUGGCCUCAGAAGUUCGAACAAAACCAGCAUCGAGUGUUUACUAUUCGAUUUGGAUGACACAUUGUACCCCAUGAGCUCUGGUAUCAAUAUGGCUUGCCGCAUGAACAUUAUAGACUACAUGAUAGAACACCUCAAAAUUGAAGAAAGUGAAGUGCCUCGGAUGUGCUUGGAUUUGUACAAGGAAUAUGGAACCACGAUGGCUGGUUUGAAGGCCCUAGGAUAUGAAUUCGAUAAUGAUGAAUUCCAUGCCUAUGUUCAUGGAAGAUUGCCCUAUGAGACAUUGAAGCCUGAUCCUAUCUUGAGGAACCUUUUGCUUUCCACACCACAACGUAAAAUCAUCUUUACCAAUGGUGACAAAGCUCAUGCACUUAAAGCUCUUAGUAGGUUGGGUCUAGAAGAUUGUUUUGAAGGGAUUAUCUGCUUUGAAACACUUAACAACACACCCCUUGAACCUGAAAAUAUUGAUGAUGCUGAUUAUGUAAAAGUGGAUAGCAAUACGGUGGAUUCAUGUGCUAACUUCUACUUAGAUGAGGCUGAUGAACUUGGGUUCUUCACAGCUAGCAACGAGUUCGUGACUGAAAAAGCUAAUAUUGAUAAUGAAAACAACUGCGACGACGGUAUUGCCAAAUCUCCAAUUCUUUGCAAACCUUCUGUGGAAGCCAUCCUAGCUGCUAUAAGGAUUGCAGACAUUGACCCAAACAAGACGAUUUUCUUUGAUGAUAGCGUGAGAAACAUAGCGAGCGGAAAGAAAGCAGGACUUCGCACUGUCAUUGUAGGGAGCUCGGUUUUAGUUCCAGGAGCGGAUCUCGCACUGAGUAGCAUUCAUAACAUGAGAGAAGCGUUGCCAGAGAUAUGGGAAAUAGAAGGGGAGGUAGAUCAUUUGGAGCACCAAGCUAUGCAACAAUCCAAUUCUGUUGAAACUGUAGUAGUCCUUGCUUAAUCAUCAGGCUAGACAACCCAAGCCAAACAGAUGAGAGUCCCCUGUUCCUUUCUCUUCGGUUCUGCUCUGUUUAUUGUACUCUUAGUUGUUAUGUAUUGUUAAAAGGAAGGGAUAAUUGGAAAAAUGCCCCAAAAUUGGAUGCCCCGUUGAGAAAAUGCCCCAUCAAAUAAAAUUUAUGAGAAAAUGCCCCACCGUUACACUUUCCAUCCAAUCCUAGUUAAAAGGUCAAACUGUUGACACAUGCGGAAUUGCAUGUGCGAAAAAAGAAAUGUUCCAUUGUAAUCCAACGGCUACUGGUAUGCCACCUAAUCUGUUUAGUGUGAUGAAUAACACAAAAAAGAAUUCGUCUA